CCUCCCUCCGUACGGCGGCCGGCGGGGGCUCCAAGCCCCGCCCCGCGCGGGCCCCGCGCAUGCGCCACGCGGGGGGGGGAAGAUGGCGGCGUCCUCGCUGGAGCAGAAGCUGUCGCGGCUGGAGGCGAAGCUGAAGCAGGAGAACCGCGAGGCGCGGCGGAGAAUCGACCUCAACCUCGACAUCGGCCCCGCCCGCGCCCGCCCCACCCUGCAGCUGCCCCUGGUGAGCGAGGGGGGCCGGGGGGGCGCCCCCGAGAGCCCCCAGCCUGCGCCGCCCCCCCGGCCCCGCCAGAUGCUGGGGCUGCCCCCGCCCCCCUACCUGGUGCCGCGCAGCCUGGAGAGGAGUGCAAGCAACCCCUGGGUGCUGAUUGGCCAGCCGACCAGGAGCUCCGUGGUGCUGAUUGGCCAGCGGUACCAGGCAGAGAUCAACGACCUGGAGAACCUGGGCGAGAUCGGCAGCGGCACCUGCGGGCAGGUGUGGAAGAUGCGCUUCCGCAAGACCGGCCACGUCAUCGCCGUCAAGCAAAUGCGGCGCUCGGGGAACCGCGAGGAGAACAAGCGGAUCCUGAUGGACCUGGACGUGGUGCUCAAGAGCCACGACUGCCCCUACAUCGUGCAGUGCUUCGGCACCUUCAUCACCAACGUGAGCACCUGGGUGGCAGUGAGUGGCACUGGGGACAGUUGGGACACUGGGGACAGACAGGGGGUCCCCAGGAUCCAGCGCCCCAUUCCCGAGCGGGUCCUGGGCUGGGUGACAGUGACAAUCGUGAAGGCGCUGCUGUACCUGAAGGAGAAGCACGGGGUGAUCCACAGGGAUGUCAAACCCUCCAACAUCCUGCUGGACGAGCGGGGCCAGGUCAAGCUCUGCGACUUCGGCAUCAGCGGCCGCCUGGUGGACUCCAAGGCCAAGACCCGGAGUGCCGGCUGCGCGGCCUACAUGGCGCCCGAGCGCAUCGACCCCCCCGACCCCACCAAGCCCGACUACGACAUCCGCGCCGACGUCUGGAGCCUCGGCAUCUCCCUGGUGGAGCUGGCCACGGGGCAGUUCCCGUACCAGAACUGCAAGACGGAUUUCGAGGUGCUGACCAAGGUGCUGCAGGAGGACCCGCCCCUGCUGCCCCCGGCCAUGGGCUUCUCCGGGGACUUCCAGGCCUUCGUCCGAGACUGCCUCACCAAGGACCACAGGAAGAGACCAAAGUACAACAAGUUACUGGAGCACACCUUCAUCAAGCGCUACGAGACGCUCGAGGUGGACGUGGCCACCUGGUUCAAGGACGUGAUGGCCCGGACAGAGUCCCCGCGCCCGGGGGGUGGCCUGGGCCACCACCUGCCCUUCUUCACCAGGUAGCGCCCGCCCGGCGCCGCCACGCCCGGCAGGGGACAGCGGGGACAGCCGGGACACCUCCGGGGACAGGGACAGCGGGGACAGCCCCGGGACACUGCCUGGUGCCACCGCGCCCGGCAGGGACAGCGGGGACAUCUGCUGUGACACCGGGGACAGCCGGGACAGCCCCGGGACAGCGCCCGGCACAGGGACAGCCGGGCCACCUCUGGGGACAGGGACACUGGGGACAGCUGGGACAGCCCUAGGACACCCACUGGGGGAGGUGACACCUGUGCCACCCCCUUCUUGUCACCCCCCUGUGCCACCCAGUGUGACGGUGACACUACCACGGCCACCACAGCCCUGGCCUGGCCUGGAGUGUCCCCAGCGUGUCCCAGUGUGUUCCUGCCAUGGUAGCUGUCCCCUCCUGCUGUCCCCACCUUCCUGAGGCCAGGGGACACCCCCGUCCCCUCUGUGUCCCCCUGGCUGUGCCUCAGUUUCCCACAAGGUCCUGUGUGGGGACAGGACAGGGAGGUGGCACCGAGGGCGUGACGCUCUGGGAUGUGGCCCAGGGACACGGAUGUGGCCGGGGGAUGUGACACGGGUGUGACGCCGGGGCCUGGGGAUGUGGCACUUGGCCCUGAGGGGACACUGAGAGGACACAGAGGUGACACCAGGACAUGGGGACGUGGCACGGAGAUGGCACUCGGGGACACGGAGAUGGCGCAGUAACGUGGCGUGGGGAACGCGUGGAGAACCAGCACGGGGAUGUGACAGCAAGGGACAGCAUGAGGACACGGAAGGAUGGCACGGGGAUGGCACCGGGACGUGACACGGGGACACAGGGCGGAGAUGGCACCAGGAAGUGACACAGGACACAGAGAUGGCACCGGGAUGGCACAGAACGGAGGUGGCACCGGGAAGUGACACGGGGAUGGCACCGGGAAGUGACACAGGACAGAGAUGGCACCGGGAUGUGGCACGGAUGGCGCUGGGAAGUGACGCAGGGACACAGAACAGAGGUGGCGCCGGGAUGGCACCAGGAAGUGGCACAGGACAGAGAUGUCCCCAGGCUGUGACAAUGGGGACACGGCGCUGGAGGGCAUGGAGUGGUGGCCUGGGGACACGGACACGUCACGGAUGUGACAUCGCAGGGCUCAGUCCCGGGGAUGUGACACCGGGAUGUGACACCGGGAUGUGACACUGGUGACAUGGCCUGGGGAUGUGACACCAAUGAUGUGACACCAAGGAUGUGGCACCAAGGAU
Molecule: messenger RNA, 2590 nt
Organism: Lonchura striata (white-rumped munia)
Lineage: Eukaryota; Metazoa; Chordata; Aves; Passeriformes; Estrildidae
Source: RefSeq, a predicted model, not a curated record